AUGCUCUUCACCAAUGCCAUUGUCGCAAUCACUUUCAGCGUCUCUGUCAACGCCAUGCCCCAGCCGUACCCCAACAAGUGUGGCGAUCAAGUCUGCCCUGCCGACAAAGCCAAGUGCUGCGAGGUCAUUGUCAACGGAGUAGCCGAGAUCGGGUGCUUUGCUGAAUGCCCACCCAUUCAAGCUCUCGACCGUCGACAGCCAUACCCAAACAAAUGCGGUGACCAAGUUUGCCCUGCAGACAAGCCUAAAUGCUGCGAGGUCAUUGUCAAUGGAGUUGCCGAACUUGGAUGUUUCGAGGAAUGCCCUGCCCCACCUCCAACCGAUGCCAGUCUCGGACGACGUGAGGAACCGAUGAUUACCACUUCGGGGUCUCUUCCUGUUGCUACAUUUGGUCCCAAGUGCGGAGACUCUUUCUUCUGUCCCGUCGGCAAGGUCUGCUGCCCUGAUGCGCUCUACGAAUGUGCCGAUCCUGACAAGGUCAGCGAACAGUGCCCCAAACCGCCAUCCGCAUCAUUCUAA
This is a messenger RNA of Fusarium venenatum, 519 nucleotides long. RefSeq lists its product as uncharacterized. Lineage: Eukaryota; Fungi; Ascomycota; Sordariomycetes; Hypocreales; Nectriaceae. The record is from RefSeq and is a predicted model, not a curated record.